UCAGGAGGACCAAAGCUACAAGCGACUGUGUCGCGGAGAACUUCUGAGGAGCCCGAAGAUGGAAAGCCAGCUGAGGUGUCGCUACUACAAGGGACAAGAUGGCUUCUUUGCACUACAACCAAUCAAGCUCGAAGAAAUGAAUCUUAAGCCUUACAUCAUCGUUAUGCACGACGUUGUUCAAGACAAAGACAUAAAAGAACUGAUGGCCUUCGCUGAGCCACGACUGGAACGAUCCACAACGUACACCGGGGGUGAAAUGGUGGCGUCCCCAGUACGAACCAGCUCAACUGCCUGGCUGAACGAAGAUGAGGCACCUAUCGCAGUCAGAAUGAAUUCGUAUCUGCGGGCUCUCUUGGGCAUGGGUACCUCGGACACCGACGAAGAAGCGGAAGCGUACCAGCUGGCCAACUAUGGAACUGGAGGGCAGUUCUUGCCGCACCACGACUUCCUUCAAGACUCCUUCCACUCCUACAACAGUUCGGCCGAUUAUUACCUUCAGUAUGGAACAGGAGACAGAGUGGCCACGCUUAUGAUCUACGUAAGUAAACCUCCUUUUUUUCGCAGAAACUUGGGCGCGUGA
Ixodes scapularis (black-legged tick) is the source of this 580-nucleotide messenger RNA. Its product is annotated as prolyl 4-hydroxylase subunit alpha-1-like. Gene Ontology annotation, cellular component: endoplasmic reticulum. NCBI's taxonomy places the organism in Eukaryota, Metazoa, Arthropoda, Arachnida, Ixodida, Ixodidae. Gene Ontology annotation, biological process: peptidyl-proline hydroxylation to 4-hydroxy-L-proline. The record is from RefSeq and is a predicted model, not a curated record. Gene Ontology annotation, molecular function: procollagen-proline 4-dioxygenase activity; iron ion binding; L-ascorbic acid binding. The coding region runs from base 59 to 580 and encodes 173 amino acids. The transcript has 6 exons.